Messenger RNA from Myripristis murdjan (pinecone soldierfish), 699 nucleotides. Its product is annotated as transmembrane 4 L6 family member 5. NCBI's taxonomy places the organism in Eukaryota, Metazoa, Chordata, Actinopteri, Holocentriformes, Holocentridae. The coding region runs from base 1 to 663 and encodes 220 amino acids. Gene Ontology annotation, cellular component: membrane. The record is from RefSeq and is a predicted model, not a curated record. The transcript has 6 exons.
AUGCUGCGCUCACGACUCAGCCUUGAUGACAGGUACGCGCUCUACCAGAUGUGUGUGUCGGGCUGCCUGCGCUGUGUCGGCCUCAUGCUCGUUCCUCUGGCCGUCGUCUGCAUGCUUGCCAAUGUCCUGCUGCUACUUCCUGGUCUGCAGGUCCACUUCCUGUUGGAAGGUCACGUGACCCGCGAGGCCACCUGGGCCACGGGGCUGUGGGGCUCUGGCUUACUGGUCCUGCUGGGAGCCAGAGCGUUUGUGGGCAGCAGCAAAACAAGAGGCUGCUGGACUUUCAGGACUAAGAUGCUGAGUCAGCUGGUGUAUUCCUGUGUGUGUGUGCUGGCUGCUGGCUUCUGCAGUCUGGUCAGCGGCACCGGCCUGGUGAACGGCCCACUCUGCCUGCACAACACCAGCUCCGGCCCAGCCUGGGGCGUCCCGUUCAAAACCACCGGGGACGGGGGCCAGGUGUACCUGUUCGAGCGCUCGCUGUGGUCGUCCGUGUGCCUGCAGCCGGCAGGUGUGGUCCAGUGGAACGUGACUCUGUUCAGCGUCCUGGGAGGUGCCAGCGCCCUGCAGACGCUGCUCUGCACCGCCAACAUCCUCAACACACUGCUGGGCCUCGUCCUGGGACCGGGCCUCCGCAGCAACAAGGUCAGUCCUGUUUCCGUCUGAGACGAGCAGCAGUGGAUCCUGAUGACAAAAAACAUC